Messenger RNA from Abrus precatorius (Indian licorice), 1585 nucleotides. Its product is annotated as abscisic acid 8'-hydroxylase 1-like. Gene Ontology annotation, biological process: brassinosteroid homeostasis; multicellular organism development; sterol metabolic process. The transcript is spliced from 9 exons. Gene Ontology annotation, molecular function: heme binding; oxidoreductase activity, acting on paired donors, with incorporation or reduction of molecular oxygen; iron ion binding. The record is from RefSeq and is a predicted model, not a curated record. Lineage: Eukaryota; Viridiplantae; Streptophyta; Magnoliopsida; Fabales; Fabaceae. Bases 1 to 1551 code for a protein of 516 amino acids.
AUGCUGAAUCUUUCAAAAGACAAGAUAAUACUAUUCGUAGUGCACAACUAUUAUGACAUAAUCGUGGUCGCUUUACUCUCUAUAGGAGUAACAUAUUUCGCUUCAAAAGCUUGGAAAAGAGCAACAAAUAAGAGAGAAGAUAUCCCUGGCCGGCUGGGAUUGCCUUUUAUUGGGGAAACUUUUUCUUUUCUUUCAGCCACUAAUAGUACAAGGGGAUGCUAUGAUUUUGUCAGACUUAGGCGAUUGUGGAAUGGGAGAUGGUUCAAGACAAGGCUUUUCGGCAAGAUUCACAUAUUUAUUCCCAGUCCUGAAGGCGCAAGGACGAUAUUUGCAAAUGACUUUGUUCAAUUCAACAAGGGUUACGUAAAAUCAAUGGCAGAUGCCGUGGGAGAGAAAAGCUUGCUAUGUGUACCCGUUGAAAGCCACAGAAGAAUAAGGCGUCUUCUAUCUGAACCAUUCUCCAUGACUUCCCUAUCUGCAUUUGCAACAAAAUUUGACAAAAUAUUGUGCGGAAGGCUGCAAAAGCUAGAAGAAAGUGGGAAAAGUUUCAAGGUGCUGGACUUCUGUAUGAAGAUGACAUUUGAUGCAAUGUGUGAUAUGCUGAUAAGCGUCAGGGAGGAUUCACUACUACAACAGAUCGAGAAAGACUGCACCGCCGUCUCUGAUGCCAUGUUAUCCUUUCCUAUCAUGAUUCCUGGCACCAGAUACUAUAAAGGCAUAACGGCUCGUAAAAGGCUCAUGGAGACCUUCACAGAAAUCAUUGCACGACGGAGGAGGGGAGAUGAGUCUCCAGGAGACUUCCUGCAAUCAAUGUUGCAGAGAGACUCGUUCCCAGCCAGUGAAAAGCUUGAUGACUCGGAGAUUAUGGAUAAUCUGCUAACAUUGAUAAUUGCUGGACAGACCACCACAGCAGCAGCUAUGAUGUGGAGUGUUAAGUUUCUAAAUGACAACAGAGAAGCACAGGACACACUCAGGGAAGAACAAUUAUCUAUAACCAAAAUGAAGCCAGAUGGAGCUGCAAUUGAUCAUGAGGAUCUCAGCAACAUGCGUUAUGGUUUGAAGGUAGUUAAGGAAACAUUGAGAAUGUCCAAUGUCCUGUUAUGGUUUCCUCGUGUUGCCCUUCAAGACUGCACGAUUGAAGAAGGGCUUUUAUCAUCAGUCUUUCUGGCCUUCAUGAUUAUGUUACCAAUUAUAAGGAUGGCCAUAACAGGGUAUGAUAUAAAGAAAGGUUGGCAUGUAAACAUUGAUGCAACUUAUAUACAUCACGAUUCAGAUUUGUACAACAAUCCAUUGAAAUUCAACCCACAGAGAUUUGAUGAAAUGCAAAAGCCGUACAGUUUCAUACCUUUUGGAUCGGGGCCUAGAACAUGCCUUGGAAUCAAUAUGGCAAAAGUGACAAUGUUGGUCUUUUUACACAGACUCACUGGUGGUUACAAGUGGACCCUUGAUGAUUUAGAUACUUGCUUAGAAAGGAAGGCACACAUACCUAGACUAAAGAGUGGCUGCCCAAUAACUUUGAAGUCCUUGAGCAAAAGCAUGCCACAGGCAUAAAAGGUCAUGAAGAAUUGCGUGACAUGUAUUUCAC